AAGAGAAAUAACGGACAGUGAAUGGUAGCGGUGAUGGAAGAGUCGGCGUUGUGGGCCGUGAGGGGCGGUGCGCGUCUGCUUGAAUUUCGCUGCGUGAUCAGAGAGCUCGCAUAAACAGCGGUGUUCCUUCGUCGUCAGGCUGGAUCCGCACCGGCGGCGCGGUGCCGAGUUCGUGCGUCGAGGGAUGGACGCGGCGUCGAAGCAGCGCUUUCUGGGCGAGCUCUUCCCGACUCGCCUGAGCGCCGUCGUGUUUGUGGCGUACAUCGGGUUCUUCGUCAACCAAGGCAUCCUGGUGACCGCGACCAAGAACUCCCAGGACCGGUACGACUACAACGUCACCACGGUGGUGAUGCUCACCGAGCUCUGCAAGCUGUUCGCCGCCACGCUGCUCUACCUGAGGGACCAUCCAUUCCAGUCCCUGCUCUUAGAGAUCAGCAAAAACCGGAAAGUGCUGUUCCUGUAUUUUGUUCCUGCGCUGCUGUACUGCUUCUACAACAACCUGGCCUUCGUCAACCUGGCUGCGUUUGACCCCACCACGUACAACCUGCUGCUCCAGUUUAGGGUUGUCAUCACUGGCCUCUCCUUUCAGGUUCUCUUCAAGAAACAACUGACGCGAAAGCAGUGGCUGUCUCUACUCCUGCUCACUGCUGGAUGCAUCGUGAAGCACCUCGGCCUACCAGCAAAGUCGCCGCCCACUGCCGGUGGAAAGGUGGUCGGCCUCUUCAGCAGUUUGUUCAGCGCCCACAUGCUGCUGUUGCUGGUGCAGGUAUUCUGUUCCUGCUUCGCUGGCGUCUACAACGAGUUCCUGCUCAAGGACACAGGCGUCAACAUUGACAUCAUGAUUCACAACGUGUUCAUGUACAUCGACUCGAUCGUCUGCAACGCGGCAGUGCUGCUGGUGCGGGGCGAGGCAUGGAGUGCGUUCUCUCGCGCUUCGGUUGCGACGCUCGUCAACCCGCUAGUCAUCGCCAUCGUCGUCAACGGUGCCAUCUGCGGUAUUGUGACGUCGAUCUUUCUGAAGAGCCUCAACUCGAUACUGAAGACGUUCGCAAGUGCGCUAGACCUGUCUGUGAUGGCCGUGCUGUGCUGGAUUAUCUUCAAGAUUCCCGUUGACACGUACACCGUUGCGGCGAUUGCCAUUGUGUCUGUCGCCAUCUACUGCUACUCUCAGCAACCUGUCGUGAACAAGCCCAAAGAGACGCCGCACUGUCACGACGAUGACGAUUUGCAGCGCGGCCUUGUGAACGGUAACCAACGGAGCACUGUCGUGGCUGCGGAAAAGGGUGCUGUAAUGAAUGUAUAGAUAGUGUUGUGAUGAGCAUAAGUUUAACUAAGAUGCGACUUCUAGCCAGUGCGCAGGUAGCCUGCAAUUUCUACAUUGACUGUUGCAUACUGGUCACAUCUCUCCGGCCGAGCCUGAGGGUACUGUUGUAUGUAAAGCGCACGCAUUCUCGGAAACCUAGUCUUUGUACAUGAUGCUGCUUUCGUCCGUCUAUGAUGUGGCUUUUUGACAAUGCCGUUUGUCACUUUGUUACUGUGCAACAUUCUGUUUUGGCAGCCGCAGCGGCGGUACUGGUGAGUAGUCUUCUGAUUGGGCCACCUGUAUAAUUGCAGCUCAUUAAAAGCCUGAUCGGUCCACAUUGAGUGUUGCAUCUAUUGACGGCACUACUGAGUGGUCGGUAACUUAGGUCACAGUUUAUGAUCGUAAGUUAAUAUGAAGUCACUUUAUAUUAAGUGCUUAUAAUAAUUAUGACAAGCAGUUUAAGUGUGACUCUAACAAGUGUAGGCAGUACUAGCUUGUGAAAUAUUUAAAAAUGCCAAUUUAAAACGAUUAGUGGACCCGAUUCUUUGCUGUAAUAGGGGGAGGGGGUUUCUGGGUGCCAGCAACUUUGUUAAGCACCGUGUAAUGGGCAUUAACAAGGUUACAGGCACUCCAGAAACUCUUACUGCCAACAUCAUUCAGAAAGCGUGCAAGAGUGUGGCCAACAUGGAUUCUAGCGUGCAAGUUCUUCUUGCAAGAUCUUUUUUUCCUGCCACGACACCGCUUGUGCUGUUCACCAUACGCACUGCUAAGUGCAUUGCAACUUUUACGAUGUAUACACUUGUAACAUGAAAGCUCACCUUCGAGUUCCUUUUCAUAGUUGAUAAAAGCUCACGGUGUUGGCAGAAGCACGAUGAGAAUCGUCUGCGCACGUCUGCAUAGUAGCACUUGCAUUUUUGACAACACCCCUAGCAUUUUUUUUUACUGUUGUACCGAAUUUUAAGCACUUGUAAAUGUUUAACUCAAUUACCAGAUGGAGCACUGUCUUUCAGCCCAAAUGUUAAUGGGGCAUACAAACAUUCAUUUAAGUAGUUCCUGCCCCUUUAGGGGCAAUCUGAAGCCCAACAUGGUCACUUGUGGUAAUGGUCAGCAUGGCGCCAGCAUUUGGAGCACAGGAUUGUCACAGUGCAUUCACCGAAUAAGGCACAUUUUUCAGUGCACAUAUUCAUGUAGCGGUGAAGUUGUAUGCACCACAACCACAACCUUGACAAGGUAAUGUUUGAGUCAUGCAGUCUGUUGACAAACGCUUCAAAGAAGCUGUGCUCAUCAGCAUUGCCAUCAAUGUAUCAUUAAGUGCAUUAGCAUUUGUAGCAUUAAGUGGAUCAGCACUUUGACAGGCAUGGCUUUAUGAUUACCUGUUAGACAUCAAUGUAGGUUCCUUGGCAGUUCGAACCACCAUUUCUACAAUGCAGGUAAUGCGCAAAGAAAAAUAAACAGUCAACAUCUGUCAUCUGUUUCAUCACAGCAUGUUGACAAGUCUACAUUUACAGUUUCAUCAAAGAUAUCAAGACAGACUUGUUAGUAAUUAGUAACCAUCGUUAAUGCAGUUAUUUUGUUGCUGCAUAUGGCCAGCAAGGAAAACAAAGUGACAACACAUGUCUGUUCUUUUGUUUUUGUCCAUGUGUCAUUGGCAAUUGUAUAAAAAUGGUUAUGUUUCACGAUGAAAGUAUAAACCAGGUGAAAAACCCUGUAACCGGAAUGUCUGUCAUUUUGGUAGUGUAGGUGCCCUGCUGGAUGGAUGUAAAUUCUUUUUCUGUGUUUUUUUUUUUUUUUGUGCCUUUGACACUGUUUUAUCUGUAACCUUGAUUUAAUCAAAGUGAGCUAUGCCCCAAUACGUGAUGAUGACAUUAGAACUGAGUUUGCUGUAUGUCUGUUGUUUGUGGUAAUACAAUAAGCGAGAGACAUAUAUUGUGACAGGCAGCUGUUUGAGUGGCAUCUAUAAGCCAAUCCAAGCAUGCAAUUAAAGGCAAAUGAAAAUACAGACACCCCCAGAGUGAUUAAAAUUCUUACUAUACUAAACACUUCAAGAUCAUAAAAGGUUCACACCCUUUUGUGAUUUUUAUUUCUGUGUUUGCAUUACGUUUUGUUCAUCGCCAAUUCAUAAAAUGAGAACUGGAAGGUUAGACAUGCCCAUUGUCAUUUAGCACUCAUUUAAGGACUGUCAUUCUUGUAUUAUCACUCGUCAUGUGUAACCUCUGUCACCUGAACUGCAGCACUUUAUUUGUAUUUGCCACCAAUAUAGUUAUAAAUGGUAGUUAAAAGAAAGCAUGAACUUGAUGCAGAAAGUGUCACUGAGGCUGUUCUUUGCACGCCAUUUGAAAUGUAACGGCAAUAGAUGCGCAAGGAUUCAAUAUUAGGUGGUUCAAAUUUUCGUUUGAUGCCAACAAGCAUUACAAUUUUGGUUCCAUGGGCCAUUAUGUUCUCAAAGCAUUUUGAAACCACUUAAUUUGAAUGAGUUGAACAAAUAUUUUGCUUAUAAUCUGAACUUUUGUGGAGCUAACACCUCAACUGAUUACAGGAUGCGCGACUGAUAAGAGUGCAUUCAUAAAGAAUUGCAUGGCUAAGAUGUGCUCAUGUUUGAGAUAAAGGCUGCUGUGUAUUUUUUGAAGUGUGCCAGUGCAAAGGAGCACUCUCGUAGUUGCCGAGAGUGUGACUGUUCUGGUCGUAUAUAUGUUGGAACAUGACUGGGUGCAUAUACUUGUUCAUCUAAUAAGUUGCAAUUUUGUUUAAGGUGAUAGCGUAUGUAAUCAGCUACGAAUAAUUCAGACUCCUAAUAAUUUGACCAGUUGCACCCUUCAAGUUUGAGUUGAUGCAGCAACACUGUAAUUAUUUCUGGUUGAGUUUAAUAUUUUGGUGCAAGGCUUUAUGUAAUGUAGUCUGUAGCAAAUGCCAAAUGAUCGCUGAGUUAUUGUUUUAUUAAGGAAACCAAACUUGCACAAAUCGGAAAGGCUCCCAUAUUGCUAGGUGUGAUUUAUAUAGACUAGAGCAUCAUGCUUGCUGAACUUUUAUUAAUUUAUUCGUGGUUUCCGUGCUUUUUCACUAUAAAGAUGCACCUGCUUAAAGAGAUUGAAUGUUAAGCAACAGCUGCAGUUGGGACUCUUUCACUUUCAGCAUGACAAAGCUUUCAAAAUUAACAAUUCAGUUCACAUAUUGUUGUAAACCACAAUUCAAGUUCAUUCUACCAUUUUUUUAAAUGUGUUCCUAGUCCAUCAUGCUUUCACAAAAAAUCUUUUAUAUAUAUAUAUAUAUAUAUAUAUAUAUAUAUAUAUAUAUAUAUAUAUAUGCAUUCAGAAAAGGUGUGUGUUCUCUGUGAAGAUGUUCCUUUAGUUUGCUAUAGCAAGUCCAGCAACAAAACAUAUAUCUCUUUUAAAACUAUGCAAUUCGUUUUAUUGGCUUCUAUAAUAUUUAUUCCCAUUGUAUAGUAAAUCCCCACAGAACUUUCUGAUGCGAAUCCUACGAGAAAUUUAGAAUGUAGGCUGGAGCUUGUCUGUGAUACAAGUCGAGCGAUGUCGUUUCUGUCUGCAUAUUGAAUCUCAGCAUAACAGUGUCACGAUAAUUACUAUAUCAUGUUUACCGCCCAUUCCGCAUAGGCAGGUUUAAUGACAUUAUUCAAAGACCUUCGGAACUCCUUUAUUUCCAAAGCCAGUGUCAUGUUUCUUACGUUGUUGUUAAAUGUGGAAAUAGUCAUGCAUUCAGUGAAUGCCACAGGCCUGCAUAGAACUUGUUUUGAGAUGAAAAGUUUUGUUAUAAAAAAUAUGUAUCAAGGUGUAUAAUAUUUUAAUGCAGAUGCAUUUAUUUACUUUCUUAAAAGUUUAUUUAUUUCCAUUGUGUGCAUAUUGAGAACUGCACUCUUCAAGCGCUGCUGCUAAAUCUGAAAUCAAAUGUGGUUGAAGCAAAAGAGGCAACUGUAGCGUACGUCGAGGAUUGUCCAACACCAAAUCAUGACAGUUUUUGUGUUUAUGUUGUGUAAGAGCAAGCGUGCUUCAACGAAAAGUCACAAUUUCGCUGUUUUUGUUUUUUCAUUACACAUUUGUUUAGGGUCACCCAAGACAUGCUGUUCAACAGUGUGUAAAUUCAAGUGCUGAAAGACUGUUAGAACUUUGAUAAACCGCUGACAGAAUGGCUGCUAUUGUUCUUAGUCAUGUGGCAGGUACAUUCGAACCUCGUCAUAUUGAAUUAUCGGAUAUAACGAAACAAAUCCAACGUUUCUUGCAGAUAUCAGCUUGGAAUCAUUGUAAUGAAUACUAUUGUUAUAGCAAAUAUCAGAUAUAGCGAAAGUAUUUUUGUGUUCGGGGCUACUUUAUAUUGACAAGGUUUAACUGUACUCAAAUGGCAUUUGGAGUUACGACAUUAGGCAAUUAGAUCACCUAUCCUCUAUUUUUGACUGUUCUCCUACUUGAAGUACCACCCUGACUUCUUUCAACUGGAGGGCAGCUCUGCCCAUCAACCAAAGUAGUUACUUUAAAGUAAAGGCCAACUGCAACAAAAAUUUGGAUUGCUUUUAUUAAGCUUACUUUCAGAUGUAUGAAUAUAUGCGGCAUCCAUACAUAUUACUUUUGAAAUACUCAGUAUGGCACCUGGGUAUGACCUCAGAGAUUCGGGGUUGUUGGCGGGAUACUGAAAAUCUCGAAGGCCUUGUUCUGGGACCUGUGUCAACCUGCUAACCUCCAGGUGCCUAUGUUGUAAUCUAAGGUGCCUUUUAAAGGCAGUUAAUAAUACAAAAAAAAAAAGAUUUAUGGCACCUGUAGCUCUGCCAAGGUUGCUUCGAUAG
Molecule: messenger RNA, 6092 nt
Organism: Dermacentor silvarum
Lineage: Eukaryota; Metazoa; Arthropoda; Arachnida; Ixodida; Ixodidae
Product: UDP-galactose transporter senju
Exons: 6
Coding region: 185-1303 (372 amino acids)
Biological process (GO): pyrimidine nucleotide-sugar transmembrane transport
Cellular component (GO): Golgi membrane
Molecular function (GO): UDP-galactose transmembrane transporter activity
Source: RefSeq, a predicted model, not a curated record